AUGAAUAACUUGGAGUCGUUUCCUCCUAUUCUCCGCCACCUUAACCACUCACCACCACCUAAUCUAUCCCUAGAUGACCAUGACCAUGACGAUUCGAUCCAAGAGGAGCAAGAUCCCAUUCCAAUCAUAGAUCUUCAAUGCUUAACCCAUGACAAGAACAAGCUUGAAGAGGCUUGCAAGCAUUGGGGGUUGUUUCGUUUGGUUAACCAUGGGGUUCCAUCAACCCUUUUGACCCAACUUCAAAACCAAGCCCAACAACUCUUCUCUCUCGCUUUUCAGUCCAAACAGGCCUCAUGUAAUGAUGGCCCUAUUAGUUACUUUUCGGGCACCCCUGUCCUUACUACAUCUGGGACUGCCCUAACAAGGGCUCCUCAGAACAUCAAUUUGCUUGAAGGUUUCAACGUGCCUUUGCCUCACCUUUCUCAAUUUCAAUCUCAACUUCCCGUGCUCGAUUAUUUCAGGGUUUUGCUGGUGGACUAUGGAAACCAUUUGAGCAGAAUUGGUAGAACUUUAUUCGAAGCUAUGGUGGAGAAGCUUGACUUGAGGCUUGAGUCAUCGUCGUCGUACAUGGCUGAAAGCACGGGAAUUGUGCGGGUUUAUCGUUAUCCACAUUGCUCGAACUCAAAUGUUGGUUUGGGCAUGGAGGUGCAUACUGAUAGCUCAGUCUUGUCCAUAUUGAACCAAGAAGGUGAAGUGAGUGGACUAGAGCUGCUCAAAGAUGAUCAAUGGGUGACUGUAAAACCCAUUUCCAACACCUUAAUUAUCAACCUUGGCGACAUGAUGCAGGCAAUAAGCGAUGGCAAAUACAAAAGCGUGACGCACAGAGUGAAGCUAAACAAUCAUAGAGAAAGGAUCUCACUUUGCUACUUUGUGUUCCCUAAAGAAGACAUUGUGAUUGAAAGCUCCAAGUACAGACCCUUCACUUAUAAUGAGUUCAGAACACAAGUGCAACAAGACAUCAAGACCCUAGGCCACAAAGUUGGACUUGCAAGGUUUGAGCGCAAUUAG
Messenger RNA from Abrus precatorius (Indian licorice), 1008 nucleotides. Its product is annotated as gibberellin 2-beta-dioxygenase 6-like. The transcript has 3 exons. Bases 1 to 1008 code for a protein of 335 amino acids. NCBI's taxonomy places the organism in Eukaryota, Viridiplantae, Streptophyta, Magnoliopsida, Fabales, Fabaceae. The record is from RefSeq and is a predicted model, not a curated record. Gene Ontology annotation, molecular function: dioxygenase activity.